Molecule: messenger RNA, 1327 nt
Organism: Cydia pomonella (codling moth)
Lineage: Eukaryota; Metazoa; Arthropoda; Insecta; Lepidoptera; Tortricidae
Exons: 4
Coding region: 152-892 (246 amino acids)
Source: RefSeq, a predicted model, not a curated record
UUGGCGGCACCCAUCAAAGUCAAGCAAGCCCAAGUUGCAUCCAGUCCCACAGGUUCUUUCUUUAUUUUACGUCGUAGAAAUAUUUAAGUGCAUUUUUCUAAGGAAGUUUAAAUGAUUUAAGCUAUUGAAUAAUCGUCAUUAUUAAAUUAAAAUGGCAUCGAAAAGCGAAUUUGAUUCGAUAGAUGAGGAAAUAAGAGAACUAUUACAAAAUUAUAAAUUUAAAAAAGCGACCGUUUACGAACCAUGUACGAAUACAAACAUCAAGGAAUGCUUAAUUGGACUGACAGAGGAGUUCGAACUUUUGAAUAUUAAUUAUUUAUUUAACCCUUACUUCGACUUCACUACGACACUGCAUCCAGAGGCACUUGUGAAGCUUGUUAAUGCUGUUUGGACACUGUUGCAUUACCAUAAAACCACAGCGGAGAAGGCUGAAAGAUUAGUCGAAGAAAACCAUGUACUUGAACACCUGAAUAAGCAGUUAAAUAGCACUGUUGACAAACUAAAACAAAGAGUAAAUACUGAAAAACAUGAGGCCAAAACAUGCACAGCAGCUGCCCGCAAAAUCUCCAAUCAUACAGAUGAAAUUAUUCACAGUUUGGCUGAAACAAAAGCAAAAUUAGCACAAGUGAAUAAGCAAAAGGAUACUAUGGAAAAAUGUUUGCGUCAUGAAAUCACCCGACUAAAAAUUGAAAAUGAAAAAUUAUUAGACAGACUAAGGAAUAAAAGUGGCUUCACAUCUUGCAGUGAUGUGUGUGAUUCUACAGUACUGCAGUUGAAAGAACGAGACAGGAGACAGCAAGCAGUGAUUAGCAAACUGCAGAGCAACAUUCAGGACCUGCUCAAAGAGGUUGUGGCAAUGAAGGAAAAAGUUAUUAUUCACGGACUUGAUUAAGAUUGUUACUCCAUUACCUAAUCAAGUAUUUUACUAAUUAUUCAACCUUACCUGGUCAGUAUUUUAUUUGUAAGCUUUUAAGUUAUAGGUAUUUUAAGACACUAAUUAUCAUUUAUAAUUUACAUGGCUACUGCAUAAUAUCAUUAUACAAACAAAAGAUUUAAAAUAAAAUAGCUACCUCAACAUGAUCCUUCAUCUGGUAAGUACAUAAUUGUUUUGUUGAGUAUUUGUUAUAUUUAAACUGCUAAGUGUAAUACUUUGUUGUGAUAUUGGAAAUCUUAUGAAGGUUUAUGUGAUAGGUUUCACUCAGUUUUAAUAGUUUCUUUAGACUUCUUAAAAUAAGGUACUACAGUCAUACUAAUUUUAUUGAUUGAUGCAUGAAAAAUGUUACUGCUAAAAUCUUAAUCAUAAUUAAUAAAAAUAAAACUUAUAAAA